CCCACCUGUUGCGCGGGGUGUCUGUGAGCCUGGGUUCGCCGAGCCCAGCAGCCCAGGAAGGCGCCUCUUUGCAGGGGUGGCCCCGGGCAGCGCGUUCCCCGAUGUCUCAGACAAAGAGCCCGGCUGCAGCUGCCGGGGAGCGGCUGGCCCACGGAUCCGCGGCCGCCGCGGCUUUCCCAGCCACGGCGGCGGUCCCCGCUGCCGCGACCCUGGCUGGAGGACGGGCGGGGAGGCUCCAGCCCCCUGCCCGGGGACCGCUCCGCCAGCCCGCCCGCUCCCUGCGCUCGCCCAGCGGCGGCGGGGGGCGCUCGCCAGGGUCCCCGACCCCGCCUUAGAAGUUCUGGCCGGCGGGGCUCGCCGGGGCUCGGCACCGGGCGCGGGGAGGGGGAGCCGCGGAAACCUCCCGCCGCGCCUCGGCCGGGGCUGCGGCCGCUCUUCAGUCCGAGGCCCCGGGAGCGGCCCCCCGCGGGGAUCCGGGCGUCUCUCCUCCCGGCGAGCUCCAGCCGAGCCCAGCCCCCGGCCCCUGCCCCGGCGAGCGGGAUGGGCAGCCCGGGCGAGCCGCUGCGAGGAUCCCCGACCUGCCCUGCAGAAACAUUUGCCGCGUAAAGCUUCCCGACCCUCACGUGCCCCAACGGACCCAGAUGUUGGUGCGGGCUCAGAGCUGCAGAACAGUGAGUGCAUGGGAGAAUGGUAGUGCGACCAUAAGAUCAUGCUCUACACAAUGACAUGUUGGCUUCCAGUCCUGGGCCUCCAUUGGAUUCUUCUGAGCACAGCCCGGGUGGCGGCCUGCCCGGCUCGCUGCGAGUGCGCUCCUCAGAUCAAGUCCGUGGUGUGUCAUCGCAAACGCCUCAGUUCCAUCCCCGAGGGGAUCCCCACCGAGACCAAGAUCCUGGAGCUCAGCAAGAACCGGAUCCGCUGCCUGAACCCGGGGGACCUGUCCCCUUACCCUUUGCUGGAGGAACUCGAUUUAAGCGAGAACAUCAUCGUCAGUGUGGAGCCUGGGGCCUUCAGCAACCUGUUUAACCUUCAGAUCUUGCGGCUCCGAGGCAACCAGCUCAAGCUGAUCCCUUCUGGAGUCUUCACCAAGCUGACCAAUCUCACCCUCCUGGACAUCAGCGAGAACAAAAUAGUCAUCCUGCUGGACUACAUGUUCCAGGACCUGAGGAACCUGAAGAACCUGGAGGUGGGAGACAACGACUUGGUGUACAUCUCCCAAAGGGCUUUCUCUGGCCUCCUAGGCCUGGAGCAGCUGACCAUAGAGAAAUGCAACCUGACGGCCAUCUCAGCCGAAUCCCUCUCCUACCUCCAAAACCUGGAGGUCCUGCGGCUCCGACACCUCAGCAUCUCCACGGUGGAAGAUGGGAACUUCAAGAAGCUCUACAAUCUCCUGCAGCUGGAGAUCGACAACUGGCCGCUGCUGGAGGACAUCUCGCCCACCAGUUUCCAGGGCCUGAACCUCACCUCGCUCUCCAUCACCUACACCAACAUCACGGCAGUGCCCACGGCCGCCUUGAAGAACCUGGUGUACCUCAUGUACCUGAACUUGUCUUAUAACCCCAUCAGCACUGUGCCCAAGGGCUCCUUCAAGGACCUCAUCAGGCUGCGAGAGCUCCACAUGGUGGGGGCCUUCUUGGUCUCCGUGGAGCCUCAAGCGUUCUCUGGUUUGAGGCAAAUCCGCCUCCUCAACCUCUCCAACAAUUUCCUUUCCACCCUGGAGGAGAGCACCUUCCAUUCAGUGAACACUCUGGAGACGCUGCGCGUGGACAGGAACCCACUGGCCUGUGACUGCCGACUCCUCUGGAUCCUACAGCGCCGCAAGACGCUCAACUUCGACGGGCAGCAGCCCAUGUGCUCCUCACCCCCUGAGAUCCAGGGCAACGCCCUGCGUGACUUCCCGGACUCCAUACUCUUUGAGUACUUCACCUGCCAAAAGCCCAAAAUCAGGGACCGAAAGUUGCAGCACAUAACAGCCCGUGAAGGGCAGUCUGUCUCCUUCCUCUGCCGUGCAGACGGAGAGCCCGUUCCUGCCAUCGUCUGGGUCUCCCCUCAGCACAGGAUGAUCACCACCAAGAGCACUGGACGAGCCACCGUCCUGCCCGGGGGCACGUUGCAAAUCCGCUUUGCCCAGGUCCAAGACAGUGGCACCUACAUUUGCAUCGCUAGCAAUGCCGGAGGCAAUGACACCUACUUUGCCACCUUGACGGUCAAGGGGCAUCCCGUGGACGGCUCCCUUUAUGCAAACCGGACCUUGUACCUCAGCGAGUUCAACGACACCUUCCACAACAACACGCAAGUCUUCUUAAAGUUUACAUUGGACCUCAAGACCAUCCUGGUCUCCACGGCCAUGGGCUGCAUCACCUUCCUUGGGGUCGUGCUCUUCUGCUUCCUGCUCCUCUUUGUGUGGAGCCGGGGGCGGGGACAGCACAAAAACAACUUCACCGUGGAAUACUCCUUCCGCAAAGUGGAUGGCCCCACCACCACCGCCGGGCAGGGCAGUGCCAGGAAGUUCAACAUGAAGAUGAUCUGAGCGGCCCCAGGAGGAGGGUGGUUGCUAGUCCACUGCCUGCCGCCAAAUGGGGCCCUCCAAGAGCCCGGCAGGGGGUAGGAGCAUCCUUCCUUUGUUUUCCAAGUGACCACUUCGUCUGGUCAUGUGGCUUCACUCCUCCGAGGAUCGAGGCAGUAAAACUCGCGGAGGAACCUGGCUGGGACAUUGGCUCGGUUCGACCACAAGGGCUUGGAGGUGACUGGGAGGAGCGAGCGGUUUUCCUCGUUGGCCUUGAACUGAGCAGAAGCAUCACUGGAAACGGCCCCAGGGGCCUCCCAGCGGCUUAUUCCCAUUUCUGAGCACACCCCACCUUCUUUGAACAGUGAGAUCCCCCCCCACCCAGGUCCCAGAGGGCAAGAGCGGGCCAAGGAGGCAUGCACAGCCCUUGUGGGUCAGGGCCUCGCGAUGUAGCUAACAUUCUUUUGUAUCAACUAUGCAUUUUUCAGACCUUGAGCAAGCAGUGUCUGGGCCCGGAAAACCUGCUUCCUUUUUUAAGAGACCAUCUGGAACCUUUUCUCGGUUGUUGUUUAUGGUUCGUUUUUAAUUUGUUGGGUUUUUUUUUUUAAAUGAAUUUCCAACAGACGUCUUCCUGGGCGACAAAGGACUCCGGCAGAGCAGCUCCCGGCUGCCUUGGCAUGCGCUCCAACCAGCCUGGGCGGCUCAAUCCAACGCAGGGGAGGUGCUGUGCUCAGAGGAGUUCCUCUCGGCAUUCGGAAGAAGGGGCGGCAAACCCCGGCGCCUGGGGAGGGAAUCCCCCUGCACAAGCAAUAAUAACCCAACCCGACAGUCCCUUCCAGACAUACGGGUCUGUGCAGGCAUGAAUGCCACCCCAUUGGCGCUGAGCGGUAUUUCCCCAAAGCACACUGGCAUUUGAAGCCAGCGAGCAGGCUGCUGGUUGUGGUAGCAGCAGAAACGGGAAGCGCAGCCCCUGUGAGUAAUGGUCAGGCCUCGGCAGGCUCAGGGCCGAGCUAGCUGGCCCGCUCGCAGAGGAAAUCACCACGGUAAAAAAAAUGACACUGUCUCGACUGUGUCUCUCGCUGCUGCUGGCCUCUCCGCUCUGUUCCGUCCCUGCCCCUCCCUCUGGCUCCACCUCCACUCCAUCCUUUCUCUCGAGGCCCCGCCUCUUCCCCGCCCCCUCCCUGAGGCCCCACCCUCAUUCUGGCUCUUCCUGCCCACGCUCCACCCCCUCCCCGAGGCCCCUGCCAGCCUGCCGCUCUCCGCCCUCCCCCAAGUCCCUCCCCAAGCCACCAAACAGCUGUUUGGUGGCGGCCACACGGCAGAACAGCUCUUCGGCAGCGGCGCCGUCCCAGAGCUGUGGCUGGUGGGUGUUGAGCAUCCAUUAUUUUCCCCAUGGGUGCUCCAGUUCCGGAGUACCCACAGAGUCGGCGCCUACAUGGGGAGAAUCCCCCAUCCCUGUUCUCGGUGGAGCUGCUCCCAGAGGACAGCAGGGUGGAGCUGGGCACACAGUGGGGAGGGAUGAUGAGGAGCUGCUCUGGCUCCCCUGUGGGAAUGGAGGAUACUCAGCCCCUGAUCCUGUUGGGGGUAAAGAGGCCCUGUCACCCAUCCUGGAUGAAAGGGGAAUGUUUUGUCUGGCCGUGCAUCUAACUGCCCAGCUGAUGAGUAGUUACCCAGUUUGCCUCGAUUGCCAUGGCACUUGUGUGUGCAAAUUAGGUGUGCGCUUAUGCUUGCACUAAUGGGCAUGCAGAAAUGCACGGGCAGUUUGGAGACCCUGACUCUCUGAGAGGGCACCCCCAAAUCAAAAGAGGCAGCCACCAGUGUAAAAAGAGAAGUCCUGACCUGUGGAGCGAGAGAGUGAGCCAGAGAAACAGAGAGUCAGACCCAGGCCGCAAGAGAGAGCACCUGAGCUAUGCAAUCAGAGCCAGAUCCAAAGCCUGAGCCAUGUAAAGAAAGGGUCACCCCAAAAACCAGCUGGUCUUUUCUCGAAGCGAUCUCCAUUUAACCCACAAGCUGGUCUGGUCCUUUGGCUUGCAAGGUCUGCCAGGUCUUCAGAGACCAGCGAGGCAGUGGAAAAAACCAUACCAGAUGUUCCGUGCCUGUAGGGCUGUAACAAGGCUGGAAAAUAAACAGCUAUUUAAACAAUAGCAUAACAAAGGCACGCUCCCGCCCCUCCAACCCGCAGAGAAACGCAGGCAGAACCGUUAAGCACAGCAAACGCCACUGCGGCGUUAGCCUCCUCAAUUAACCCUUCCACCCGCGGCCACCGAGGGGCCGAAGGUCCCAGCCGUGUGAGCGCACCUGGCCCAGAUGCGGAUAAUAAUUCUUCUUGCUGCUCCAUUUGUGCCACGGCAUUUUCUGUUCACAACUUUGAGUUGAAGGGAAAACAGGGAUCAUGUCAGACAAAGCGGGUCCAUAUAGCAGGAGAUUUUUUUUUUUAAAGGAACCCCGGGGAGGGGGCAGGGCGGCAAGUGACUAUCCCAGGUGGGCAUGAACUGGAUUCGGGAUUUGCCCAGGAUCUGUGGGUGUUUCACAGCUUUCCCUCUCCAGCCCCACAGAGCGAUGCUAACAAGUCACACUGCUGCACCUCUUCCCCGCUGAAGGCCAUGUUUAGAGGGACGGCAUUUCUUUACAGUGCAGCCGGCUCAUCAAGCCCGUUUCACCGGGAAGGUGCCGCUUCUGUUUUAUUAUCCUCCCGGCCCCUGGCUGUUAUGACGCAGAGCUGGCUGGAUAUCAGUCUCUGACCACAUUACUCAGCCCAUAAUGUACCCAGCAAAAUCGUUCUGCUGGAUGGUUCUACUAUUAAAGUCAUUUGGGAGGGACCCCAGGGCAAGCCAUGGCCCCGCUCUUUGCCCCAUUUUACUCAUAUGUAAUCAUCCGUGCUUGUUAAUGCUAAUUCGGCACCCUCAAUGUGUAGGUCCCUUACAGAGCAGCUCGUAGGGGUGCUGUUGCACCUUAAUUCAGGAUUUAGUGGGUGCAAAGCACUUUGAGCUCCAUGAAGGAAAGGCCCAAAAUAAGAGCAUUAUAACAUAAUAUACUGGUUAGUGUGUGCGCAUGCACAGCACUGUCCUCUACUGGAUGGAAUGGGAACUGCUCCACUGAGUGUCAUAGGCCCUAUACUGCUAAUGGAGAUUUGCAUUUAGCUUGAGUGGCAGGAGUCUGUGCUUCCGAAGCAGAAGCAGCUGGGGUCUAGCUCCGCUGCGGUCUGAAGUCUUAAGUAGAGCAGUGCAAAUAAUGGGUUGGUUUUUUUGGUUCACUGGCAGUUCUGAAUGGUGGGGAGGUGGGGGGGGCGGAAUUAAUUUCAAAUCAAAUCAAAAACAAAUUUUUUAAAAAAACGUUACCAAAUCAAAAUAGCAAAAACCAUGGUUUGGGUCAAAACAAAACAUUUCAUUUCGACUGUGUGAGGGGUUUGGGGUGUUUUUUUUACAAUCCCUUUUAAGGCAGUUUUCAAACAAAACAUCAUUUUGAACUGCAGAAGUUUAAACCUUUUGACUUUCGCUGAAUUUUUUUCCCAACACAAUCUAACUAUGCGCUUUGGUGUUGCCAAAUCUGCAAUUUUUUUUCCCCACCGAAAAAACAAAACAAAAACGUUUUGGCUGAAAAGUUUCACCCAAUGCUACCCUUAAGUAGCCACAACGUGCAGCAUCAGGAGCCGUAUUUAUCAGCUCCAACGGUUUUAUCCCACAUUGGACGUCCCAGGCCUCCUCGAUCUGUGAUAUCAUUUUCCCCACAGACAGAAAAUCUUCACUUCACAUGGGGAACGAGCAGGAGGCAAAGGUCUUGAAUGCAUGCAAAGAAAGUGUCCUCACUAAUGAGGAACAAGGGGAGCGGGAGGGGGACUAUAUAGCUGAUGGGCCUGAUCCUGCUGCUUUGAAGUCAACAGCACCAGAGGCAUCAGAGGAAGCAGGACUGGGCCCAGAAUCCCAUGCUGGCAUGAGUCAUCUGUGCAAUAUUUUUCAGUUUCACUUUGCAGAGUUCCUGCAGAUUUUGUCUUUGAUUCCCAUCCAGAGAGGAUCCACCAGGCAGCUCAGCGAAUGGUUGCUCCCCUGCUCACUGUGGGUAGAAGGGGUGAAGGACUGGAGCCCAUCUCUUCCUUUGUUUUUAAAUCAUGUCAUUUCCCCUUAGUUUUUGAAAAAAAUGGAAAAAUAAAAAGGUCAAAUCUUUCAGAGCAAAUUUGCAAACCCGGCUACUCCCCAUCAGCAUUAGCCCCGGUUCUCUAACCCCCGAGCCAGAGGCUGUGCAUUGCACUGGGGAAUCUCAGCUCCCUCUGCUGCACUCCAACUCAUCUGGCCCACAAUAUGUGCCUUGCAGUGUGCAGACUGGCACAAUCAUUUUCACUAGCAUGGGUCCGUGCAAACCAUUCCUAAGGGCAGCAGGAGUAACCGUGAACAGGACUGGGGAUCAGGCACCCUGGGUUGUUGCUGGGUAACUUUGGUGAAUCUAUGUCCGCUGUGUGUGUGUGUGUGUCCCAGGGAUCUUGACACCACUCCGGGGUAUCUGGGACAAGCAGAACCGCUUGCAUGUUUUGGGCUGAAUUUUAUAAUGGCUGUUGGAGAAAACCAAAAAUCGUGAAUCGUCUGUGCCUCACGGGCACAAGAACAGGACAACAGGUCUCCUCGAGUUGUCGCCUCCAUCCAAGAGCUGAAGUGCGGAGUGGUGUUAUUAUUACGUUCAGCCCCAUGAAUGGCUCCCGGGGGAGGUGUUAACAUAGCCCAUGAUAAAUUGUAGGCAUGAAUAUACAUGCAGAUUAACAUGCGUGCUUGGCAUACAGAUACCAGCCUCUGCACGAGCACCUGCUCCCAUCCCCGCUGCUCUGCACCAAGGACCUCAAGAGACGCUAUCCUCCCCCCCCGCCCACCCUCCACCAUCUCCUCCCCCGCCUCCUCCCCCGCCUCUGGCACCAUCACGGACUUUCUCUGCGAACGUUCACACGGGAGAUGUUAGUUUCUUGGCUCCCCUGGUGGAUUAAAACAGGUCUCAGAUGCUGAGACGCCCCCAGGAAGGAGACUGGGAGGCCUGACACCCUCUCCCCUGGGGCAGGUGGGUGGCUUUUUGCCCCCGCCCUCCUCCUUUAUUUUCACAGUUUUUUCCUCUCCACUUUCUCUUAAGCCCUUAUGUGUUUUCUCCCCCUCCCUUUGCUCUUGAUGCUGCGUCCCCUGCGCCAUGACACACCUGCCGGGCAGCAGCUACCCCAGCUGCAAGGCCUGGGAAUGGGAAGACGGCCCUCCUGACUGACUCAGACCCUCCAGCCCAGACACGUUGGCCGAGGGGUUGGUGCACCGGGAGUAGGUCAGGGCAGGCAGCAGACCCCGGCACUGUGUGCCCAGGGGCACCAGGACCCUGCCCGGAUGUUAUUUUGUGAAUGUGUUUUAGGCACAAGGGGUUUGACAAUUUAAUCCUAAAAGGCACAAGGCCAAAUUCCUUCCUGGAUGAAAUCCACUGGCCUGGGUGAAGUUACAGCCGGGAUGAGUCUGCCCGUUCACGUAGCCCACACAGAGGAUGUUAUGGAACCCGAAAGGGUCACAGCAGCAAUUCAGGUUGAGCCAGAGAAUCAAAUGGCCUGACUGGUUCAUCGGAGGCACUGAGAUCAGAGAUGGACAAGACCUAGGUCAUCUAGUCUAUCUCCUGCACCUCGUGGGCUUUAGGGCCUCUGCUCCAGAGCUUUGGCCAGCCCCGGGUCAAAUGACUCACGCAAUGUGGCUUCUGACCUCUGCCUGGGGAGCCUGUGUGUUCCCCAUUGCUCACCCUGUGUCCCGUUCCCCCUGGCCUCUCCCAGUGCUGCCCCAGUGGGAGGAAGCUCAGGAAGGGGAACCAGCCCUGAGGAGUGCCCACAAGCAGCUGGAAAGGCAGGCAUCACUAGGACCCGGAAAGAGAGGGCAAUAUGGGGGAUUGCCCCGCGAUCCAGCAGCUGCUCUCUGGGACCAUGUCCUUCCUCAGGGCCUGCAGUCCUCGGAGACUGGGCCAUCAGCAUCAGAGCCUCCCAAAGGUGAGCGGGAUCCACCUUCAGGCCGUCCCGAAUGACUUACCCUGCUAGAAAGUAAACAUUCCACCUCUGUACGUGACGCUUUGUCAUCGUCCCUCUCUGGGGCUUGCCCUGGCACCAGGGGCGAGCCCACGUCUCUGCUGAGGCCAUAUGGCCUGCAGCCGGUUAGCACACAGGCGACCCGCAGAGCUUGGGUGGGGGGGGUCUUUCUUCAGCUGCCAGCACAGUGGCAUGGAACUGGUCAGGCCAGGCUCUGUCUGCCAGGCUCCACAGACAGACAUAGGCACCAUUGGGGUCUAGCCCUGACUCUGAGCCCGCCCCACCAUGCCUUGGCACAGCUGGGCUCACAUGGGUGCCAGGCCUCACCCUGCGAACGAGUGCGGCCCUACAUGUUGAAACAGACCCUUUAGUUCAAACCAGGUCAGGGGGAUCAUCCCCAACAGAAGCCCCCACCCUCCACGUAGCCGCAUCACCCCCUACUCAGCCGCUGCCGGCAGGCACCAGGGAUGCCGGGGCGCCCCUGUUUGUGAGGCUCCGUGGCCCUGCCUGGAUUGAGAAGCCAGAAGCGUGGGGCAGGGAGGGAAUUCAGUCCCAGAUGGGACUGGGGCUGGGUAACCAGGGCGGGGGCCGUAACUGAAUGGCAGAAGACAUGAAGGAGAUGGACGGGCUAUGCACGAGCCCCUCGACCAAUUCCCCCUGGCCACGCCACCUCUUCACACACGCAGCCCCAACGGCCUAACCAAAGGCAGCAGCGCCCAGAGACCAACCUGCCCAUGUCACAGGGACAAGCAGAAGAGCGGGGCUGACCCCGCACCCACACUGAAUUGGGGGGCAGCACCCAAACAUUGUGGCUUGAGUCCCUCUCUGCAAGGGUCUAAUGAGCACGCCCCAUCCAAACAGCCGCAAGCUGUGACAUUCAGAUCCUACCCCAGAGCUGCCCGCCUGGCCUCUGAUGUCAACGCGGCUCUCUUUCCUUUGCCCCGAUUCAUUCAUCCACUGCUGAAAAUGCCAACAUGUCUGCCCUCGGACUGCCAGCAGCUGGGAGCCACCUGCAAGCUUUUCCUCCCCACCAAUGCCACCGCUGAUCCCUCCUCCAGCCCCCAGCCCACCCCCAGAGAGCUAUGCAUGCCACGUUGUGUCAGGAGUCCAAGUGGUGUCGUCCACGCAGUUAGCAAGUCCAUGGUCAGUGUCCGGGGUUUUUUGGGGGAGGGGCGGUGAAAACUUAAGAGCUGGGAAGCCCCGGAUGGUUCCUAUGGAAGGCCUUGUCCGCACAGAACAUGUCCGGUUUCCUAUGUAACAAGCAUGUGAAAUAUACCUGAGAAAAGCAA
This is a messenger RNA of Caretta caretta (loggerhead turtle), 9811 nucleotides long. It is a transcript of the gene LINGO3, whose product is annotated as leucine rich repeat and Ig domain containing 3. Gene Ontology annotation, cellular component: plasma membrane. Gene Ontology annotation, molecular function: protein binding. Lineage: Eukaryota; Metazoa; Chordata; Testudines; Cheloniidae. The record is from RefSeq and is a predicted model, not a curated record.